AUGGCGGACCAACAGCAGAAGAAGCCGGACCUCUCGAAGACCGCGACGCACGGGCGAGGAGGCGCUGGGAACAUUAGCAACAAGCCGAUGAACGCUGUGGGCGCCAAUGACCUCGAGACGCCGACGAUCAAGUCGCAGCUGUACACGACAGGGCGUGGAGGCUCCGGCAACAUGGCCGCAAACGUAUCCCCCGAAGAAGCCCGCAAAGCUCAAGACAUCGACACACCUGCACACCACAAGAACGAGCCGAAAGGGACGUACCACUGGGGUCGCGGCGGAGAGGGCAAUAUGAUGACGGUGGGGCAGAAGGAGGGCGAGAAGGAAGAGAAGAAUGGGGUGAAGGGCAGCCCUGUUAUCCGACCAGCCGAUGGCCAGAAGAGGAGCGGAAGUUUUCGGGAUGCUUUCGGGAAGGGGAAGGAGAUGCUAGGUUUGAAGGGGAAGGGUGAGAAGGGUGGGAAUGGAAGUGCUGUGGAGGAUUGA
This is a messenger RNA of Saxophila tyrrhenica, 480 nucleotides long. RefSeq lists its product as uncharacterized. Bases 1 to 480 code for a protein of 159 amino acids. Lineage: Eukaryota; Fungi; Ascomycota; Dothideomycetes; Mycosphaerellales; Extremaceae. The transcript has 2 exons. The record is from RefSeq and is a predicted model, not a curated record.